This is a messenger RNA of Trichophyton rubrum CBS 118892, 552 nucleotides long. RefSeq names its product 60S ribosomal protein L17. Gene Ontology annotation, biological process: cytoplasmic translation. Gene Ontology annotation, molecular function: structural constituent of ribosome. The coding region runs from base 1 to 552 and encodes 183 amino acids. Lineage: Eukaryota; Fungi; Ascomycota; Eurotiomycetes; Onygenales; Arthrodermataceae. The transcript has 4 exons. Gene Ontology annotation, cellular component: cytosolic large ribosomal subunit; ribosome. The record is from RefSeq and is a predicted model, not a curated record.
AUGGUCCGUUACGCUAUCCAGCCCGCCUCCAGCGCGAAGAGCGCCAGUGCUCGUGGCUCUUAUCUUCGCACCAGCUUCAAGAACACCCGCGAGACCGCCCAGGCCAUCAACGGACUCAAGUUGCAGCGUGCUGUGACUUUCCUCGAGAACGUUAUCGGACACAAGGAGGCUGUUCCCAUGCGACGAUAUGCUGGCGGUACCGGACGAUGUGCUCAGGGCAAGCAAUCCGGUGUCAGCAGAGCUCGCUGGCCGGUCAAGUCGGCACAGUUCCUCCUCUCCCUGCUGAAGAACGCCGAGGCCAACGCCGACACCAAGGGCCUCGACACCGGCAACCUCAUCGUCAAGCACAUCCAGGUCAACCAGGCUCCCAAGCAAAGACGACGAACCUACCGUGCUCACGGUCGUAUCAACCCCUACAUGUCGUGCCCAUGCCACGUUGAGAUGAUCCUGACCGAGGGCGAGGAAGUUGUCCAGAAGAGCACCGCAGUGUCCGCCACCAGACUCUCAUCGAGACAACGUGGCGUCCGAACCCGCCAGGCCAUCACCGCAUAA